AUGUCGUCUGAAAUCCAGGCAGCCAAUACCUACCCGCACGAGAAGAACGACGUCCAGCAUGUCGGGGACGUCAAGACCGAGGCGAACUUUCGGCAGGACGCGAUGGAGGCGGAGAGUGCAGAGUUCAACAUGACGGUCAUGGAGGCGGUCAAGGCGUAUCCUAUGGCGUGUUUCUGGAGUUUCAUCAUGUCCUCAACCAUCAUCAUGGAGGCAUAUUGUGUCUUCCUCAUGGGCAGUUUCGUUGCUCUUCCCAAGUUCCGACUGGACUACGGUAUCCCGGACGGCUCGGGGGGCUUUGUCAUCGAAACUAGCUGGCAGUCUGCUCUGCAGUGCGGUGGGCCGGUCGGUGCCCUCAUCGGUGUCUUUAUCGCUGGUCCCAUCGCGGCUGCCAUCGGAUACCGGUGGGCCUGCAUUGGCGGUCUCAUGUUCCUCAACGCCACCAUCUUCAUCAUGUUCUUCGCCAACUCUCUCGGUGUCUUUUUCGCUUCUCAGCUGCUCGAAGGCAUAAGCUGGGGUAUCUUCAUCGCCAUCUCACCCGCCUACUGCUCCGAAAUCGUCCCCAUGCGUCUGCGCGCCCCGGCCACCCAAGUCCUCCAGCUCUUCUGGGCUCUCGGCGCCAUCAUCGUCGGCGGUGUCUGCUACGCGUACCAGCCCCUCCUGACCACCGCCGCCUACCGGAUCCCCACCGCCCUCCAAUGGAUGUUCCCCACUCCCCUCGCUGUCCUCAUGUUCCUCGCUCCCGAAUCCCCCUGGUGGCUAGUCCGCAAAGGUCGGAUGGAGCAGGCUGCCAGGUCCGUCGUCCGUCUCGGCCGCAAGUCGCUCGUCCAACCUCAGGAGGCCGUCGCGAUGAUGCGCCGAGUCAUCGACCAGGAGUCACACGAAAACCCUAGCCUUCUCGAGCUCUUCAAGGGCACCGACCUCCGCCGCACCCUCAUCGUCUGCGGUAUCUAUGCCGCUCAGAACUUGGCCGGUAACCUCAUCGCCAACCAGGCCGUCUUCUUCUUUGAGCAAGCUGGUAUGGACACCAACACCGCUUUCGCCCUCGGUCUCAUCACCUCUGCUCUCCAAGCCGUCUUCGUCAUGGGCUCUUGGGGACUCACCACCUACUUUGGCCGUCGUACCAUCUACCUCUGGGGUACCGGGUUCAACGUCGUCAUGCUCUUCGCACUCGGUAUCGCCGCUUCCGUCGGGCAAUCCACAGCCGCUUCCAACGCACAAGCCGCUUUCGGUCUCAUUGUCUCUGUCUGGUUCACCUUCACGGCUGCUCCCGUCUCAUGGGCCGUCAUCGGUGAAACCUCCUCUAUCCGUCUUCGACCCCUCACGACCGGUGUCGGUCGCGCCUCGUACUACAUCAUCAACAUCCCCUGCAUCUUCCUCUCGUCCUGGAUGCUCAAUCCUACCGGCGCCGCCCUUUUCGGCAAGUGCGGCUAUGUAUGGGGCGGAACCGCCCUCUUCACCCUCGUCGUCGCGUACUUCUGCCUCCCCGAGUACAAGGGACGGAGUUACCGAGAGCUGGAUAUCCUCUUCCGCAGGAAGGUGGCGGCAAGAAAAUUCUCCAAGACUCAGAUCAACCUUGAGGAGGAUGAGUAG
Dioszegia hungarica is the source of this 1590-nucleotide messenger RNA. Its product is annotated as putative maltose porter. Bases 1 to 1590 code for a protein of 529 amino acids. Gene Ontology annotation, molecular function: carbohydrate:proton symporter activity. The record is from RefSeq and is a predicted model, not a curated record. Gene Ontology annotation, biological process: transmembrane transport; carbohydrate transport. Gene Ontology annotation, cellular component: membrane. The transcript is spliced from 5 exons. NCBI's taxonomy places the organism in Eukaryota, Fungi, Basidiomycota, Tremellomycetes, Tremellales, Bulleribasidiaceae.